This is a messenger RNA of Linum trigynum, 261 nucleotides long. The record is from the annotation of a GenBank genome assembly. NCBI's taxonomy places the organism in Eukaryota, Viridiplantae, Streptophyta, Magnoliopsida, Malpighiales, Linaceae.
AUGAUGGCACUACCUGAUAAGACUCGCACUCACUGCAAAGCUGCCGAAUUUGCUAAUACCUUGCAGGAAGUGCACCAGAUGGUUCGGGCAAACUUGGAAGCGGCUGCGGGCAAGUACAAGAAGACAGUCGACAAGAAACGACGACAUGUAGAGUUCAACGUGGGCGAUUUUGUGUGGGUUUUCCUCACCAAGGACAAGGAUUGCUUCUCUGUUGGGGGCUAUAACAAGCUGUCGGCCAGGAAGAUCGGGCCAUGGAAAUAA